AUGGCCUUUCCCUUAUAUAAACUCCCGAGCAAUUGGUGGUCCGGUUCGGCAGGUAAUUACCACUGUUGCGCCCCGGCUCGUCGACACACUCCGAACCUUGCAGGUACCAGGACGUGCCCUGCCAGGACCUAUGCAUCGUCAAACGCGUGCCGUCAGCGCCGACUAGCUACAUCCACGCGAACUUCAUCGGCUAUCCGAUGCUGCCCGAUCGCCGCUUCGUCGGUGCGUCAGUUGCACUGGACCGACUGGCCCGAUCGUGAAGUUCCGCCGUGCAAACUGACCAGUCUGGAGCUGCUCUCGGCGGUGCGCGGAUCAAAAGUUCCGAUUGUAGUGCACUGUUUAGCAGGCAUCGGACGCACCGGGACCAUCGUUGCCAUCGAAUACAUUCUCGGUGAGUGGGAACCCGCCGAAACACGUUGAACCCGCGUCUGAAUUUAGAGAGAAUCGCCGAGGGAAAUCAAUUGGAGGUGAUGCCCGAACUGGGGAAACAGCUGCGCGACCAGCGGGCCUUCUCGAUCCAAAACGACCUUUAG
Molecule: messenger RNA, 533 nt
Organism: Caenorhabditis sp. 36 PRJEB53466
Lineage: Eukaryota; Metazoa; Nematoda; Chromadorea; Rhabditida; Rhabditidae
Source: the annotation of a GenBank genome assembly